This is a messenger RNA of Macrosiphum euphorbiae (potato aphid), 651 nucleotides long. The record is from the annotation of a GenBank genome assembly. NCBI's taxonomy places the organism in Eukaryota, Metazoa, Arthropoda, Insecta, Hemiptera, Aphididae.
AUGUCUAACAUAAAAAUCAUGACCUGGAACUGCAAUGGCAUCAGAAAAAAGACACAAGAACUAACAGCAUUUGUAAAACUCCACAACAUCCAUGUAAUUCUACUAAGCGAAACCCGCCUUCACCCAAAAACUCAACUCAAAAUUCCAAAUUUCCACAUCUAUCGUUCUGAUCGUAAACCGCUUCCAAGACAUCCACCAAACGGGGGAACUGCAGUACUAAUCCGUCGUGGAAUUAUGCAUAAUCAUGUCAAUGUCUUAACUGAACUUGACUCAACCUCCGCACAAAUAAAAAUAGAAAACGAAAUCACCCAGGUCACGGCGGUCUACAAAAGUCCAAGCGCUACCUUAAAAUCGUCAGAUUUGGAUGCGUUAACCAAGCACCAUGGCCCACUCAUAAUCGGCGGUGAUCUAAACGCCAAGCACACGGACUGGCACAGUCUACGCUCCAAUAAGUCAGGCAAGACCCUAGCGCAACACGCCGAGUCGUCAAACCGAUACUCGAUCGUGGCUUCCGACUCGCCGACCUACUUCUCAUAUGUCCCUACGCACCGCCCGGAUGUCCUCGACAUCUUUCUACUUGAUACGCCGAACUGGAACUACUUCAUCACCAACCUUUGCGACUUUCUUCUGACCAUAGCCCCCAGAUUAUAA